Molecule: messenger RNA, 2118 nt
Organism: Phytophthora sojae
Lineage: Eukaryota; Oomycota; Peronosporomycetes; Peronosporales; Peronosporaceae
Exons: 8
Coding region: 1-2118 (705 amino acids)
Biological process (GO): transmembrane transport; chloride transport
Cellular component (GO): membrane
Molecular function (GO): voltage-gated chloride channel activity
Source: RefSeq, a predicted model, not a curated record
AUGCGAGCCAACUACGAUACGUGGCAGCGCGCCACCUCCGUGGACCACUUCAAUGACCUGCUGCAGGAGAAGCGGCGGAUGGAGAGGAACCCGUUCGGGCGGUGGCUGAUCCGCACGCUUCGUGUCUUCAAGCAGCUCCCGAACUCUCCCGUCGCGUGGCUCUUCCUGAUGGUCCUGGGGUCGAUCGCUGGGGUUUACGGACUUUUGUUCGACGGCUGGGUGCGGUCCUUCCUCCGAUUCCGGCGUCAACUGGUUGAAGAGGUGGGGGCCUUCUCCUUUGGGGGGUAUCUCAUCUGGGUCAUCUGGUGCGUAGUCUUCGGCCUGCUCUCGACGUGCUGCGGCCACUACAUCACGCCGAUGUCGGACGGCUCAGGCAUCCCCACAAUGCGCGGGCUCUUCGCGGGGGUUUUCCAGAACCCGGACGACCUCCUUUCGUUCCGCACGCUCGUAGCCAAGACGCUCGGCACGUUGAUCAGCUCGAGCUCUGGGCUGUCGGUCGGUCGCGGAGGCCCCUUCACCCAGAUCAUGGCCAUGAUCGGGUACCUCAUGGGCAAAAUCCCAUUGUUCCGUCGCGCCAACUUCGGCCAGGCGAACUACAACUUCAUCCGAGCAGCGGUGGCAGCUGGCGUCACGUCCGCGUUCGGGUCUCCGGUGGGGGCGGUUCUCUUCAGCAUCGAGGCUACGGCGAGACACUACGAGAUCAAGUGUCUGUGGGAGGGGAUCAUUUGCUCGUCCUUCGCCUUGCUGGUGUUCCGAGUCGCCCCCGUGCUCAAGAGCGAGCUCCUCUUCGAGAAGACCAACUUCACAGGCUUCGAGCUGGACGUCGAGAUGUUCGCGUUCGUGCUUCUAGGCGUGAUCUCCGGGCUCGCGGCAGGUUUGUAUUGUAAAAUGAUGUGCGUCAUGCGCUACGCCCAGAUGGAAUUGUUCACGAAACUCGGGUUGACGAAGCCCUCGCUUAAGCGCCGCGCGCUUCACGUGGGCUCCAUCUGCGUCUUAACUGCGUCCGUCACUUUCUCGCUGGGGGUUCUGCGGAUCUCGGAUCGGAUCAUGGUCAACGAGCUGUUCCGAGACCAAGGACUGAGUUUUCCGCAGUGGAGGGACAUCUCCGACUUCCCACAGACCGCUCUACUCACGUACAUCCUCAUGAAAUUCGCGAUAACGCUGCUGCCGUGUGGAGCCCCCAUCUCAUGCGGCGUCUUCGGACCAAUUUUCACGAUGGGCGCGGCUUUAGGGCGACUCUAUGGGGAAAUUCUAAUGGUAUACUGGAGCCCGACUCAAAGCCCAGCGACGUAUGCAGUGGUGGGGGCUGCUGGCUUCGCCGGCUCUGUUACUCAGACGGUGUCGACGGCUGUGAUCGUGUUCGAGCUCACGGGGCAACUAAGUCACAUGCUCCCGGUCAUGAUUUCUUGUAUCGUGGCCUACUUUGUGAGCAGUAUGCUCACUCCGUCUUUCUACGACAUCGUGGCCGAGUGGGCGGGUCUCAAGUCGGUAUCAUACGACGUGAACGAGUACAUCCUGGGCCAGAAACUCGCCAAAGAUCACAUGAACUCUGUCCCCGUAGUCUUCACGCGAGAAACGACAUACGAUGAGGCUAUCCAGGCGCUGAGCGCAAACAAGAAGGAAGGAUACUUCCCACUUUGCGACAGCAAAGACAGCAGGAUCUUGCUGGGUUGCAUUCGGCGAUAUGAUCUCGAGGUUGGAAUCGCAAGAUUUAUCGCAGUCAACCGACCUCGGAUGAAGAACUCAAAGCAUCGAAAGGUGACAAAGCAGAUCGAGUAUUUGGUGUCCAAGGUUCUCGACAUCGACAAGAGGAAAAUCAUGGCGGUGGAGGACCUAUCGCUGCUCAACUCCGAGGAGAAGGACGAGUUUUCUACUACAAACACGCUCGAGCUUGGGCCGCCAUUCAGCCCUUUCGAGUUCACCUCAGUCCCAGUUCAGAGCUACAUCCCUCUGGUUGGAGAGGAAGUGAACCUCCACAUCGUCCACAAGGUGGCGUCCAUGUCCAAUUGGACGCAGGUGUACGUCGUCUCACUCGGAAAACUUCUCGGCGUCAUCCAUCUCGACGCGUCGCUUCUAACGCUGCGCAGCGAAACUUCAUCCCCCGUUCGACCCAGCUAG